AUGCGCGCAGCACGAUACUACGGAAAAGAGGAUAUUCGGAUUGAGGAUGUGGAGCAGCAGGAGUGUGGAGCGGGACAAGUCAGAAUUGCCCCGGCCUACGUAGGCAUCUGCGGUUCAGAUCUCCAUGAGUAUCUCGGUGGACCUACAUUUGCACCAACAGAGCCUCACCCAUGUACCAAAGACACGAUUCCCAUUACCCUCGGCCACGAGUUCUCAGGCGUUGUCACAGAAGUGGGAUCACCCGACUCUGCCUUCUCGGUAGGCCAAAACGUGUGUAUCCAACCAACGAUAUACUGCGGAGCGUGCGAAGCAUGUAAAGCAGGCUGCGAAAACGUCUGUGUUAAUGGUGGCUUCAUCGGACUAUCCGGCGGUGGCGGCGGCCUAAGCGACUCGGUCGUCGUACCCGAAGGUGCAGUCUUGCAUCUGCCACCCAACAUUCCUCUGGAUGUAGGCGCGCUAGUCGAGCCUUUGAGCGUAGCCUGGCAUGCCGUAUCCGCCGCACCAGUAACUCACGAUUCGACCGCGUUGAUCCUAGGUGGCGGCCCCAUCGGCCUCGCCAUCGUCCAAUGCCUCCUCGCCAAAGGUGUGGGCAAGAUUAUCGUCAGCGAAAUAUCCGGCACCCGCCAGCGGUUUGCAAGAGAAUUCGGGGCGCAUCACGUCUUGUGUCCCAAGACGUACGACGUUGUCAAGAUGAGCAAGACUCUCAAUAAUGGGGCUGGUCCAGAUGUGGUUUUUGACUGCGCGGGGGUCCCGGCUAGUCUCACGACUGCGUGUACGGCUGUGCGACCGCGGGGUACAGUUGUUAAUGUGGCUAUUUGGGAAAAGGAAGUGCCGUUUAAUCCCAAUUUGCUGGUUGCACGCGAAGCAAAGUAUACAGCUGUGUUGGGGUAUCGACGGGAAGAUUUUCAGGCUGUGCUGGAUUUGCUGGCUUCCGGCAAGUUGAAACCGAGUAAGAUGAUUACGAGAAAGAUACAGUUGGAUGAUUUGGUGGAGAAAGGUAUCAAGGCUCUUAUCCAUGAUAAGGAGAAUCAGGUCAAGAUUUUGGUCGAGGUUGGGGCGAUGGGCCGGGUUGAUUCUGCUAUACAUUGA
Bipolaris victoriae FI3 is the source of this 1089-nucleotide messenger RNA. RefSeq lists its product as hypothetical. Lineage: Eukaryota; Fungi; Ascomycota; Dothideomycetes; Pleosporales; Pleosporaceae. Gene Ontology annotation, biological process: butanediol biosynthetic process. The coding region runs from base 1 to 1089 and encodes 362 amino acids. Gene Ontology annotation, molecular function: (R,R)-butanediol dehydrogenase activity. The transcript is spliced from 3 exons. The record is from RefSeq and is a predicted model, not a curated record. Gene Ontology annotation, cellular component: cytoplasm.